Bactrocera oleae (olive fruit fly) is the source of this 5937-nucleotide messenger RNA. The record is from RefSeq and is a predicted model, not a curated record. NCBI's taxonomy places the organism in Eukaryota, Metazoa, Arthropoda, Insecta, Diptera, Tephritidae.
GAAGGCAUGUCUCCACGACUUCUUUGACAUUUGUCAUUUUUACUGGUUGUAGUUUUAUCGAUUAAUUCAUUAACAAUCAACAACACAAUCAAAGAAAAGUUUUGCAGCUGAAGUAAAUCAACGGAAAAACGCGAAAAUAUAUACUCAGGAUUUUGGCUUAUGUCAGCAAAUACAUUUUAUUAUUUUUCCAAAAUAAUAUAUCUUAACGAUCGCUGGAAAGAUUGCAACAAGCUGAAGAUAGUUAAUGUAUAAGACCUUGAAAAUGGUUUCAGCGUCAGAUGUAGCCACAUAUUAUUGGAGUGAUUCACGGUUUACGACCAUUGCGAAAGUCCAGAAUUCUUUAGCUACAUUUCAAUGCGCAAUUGAAAACUUUUGAAGUUUUAAAUGAUUUCCACAUAUUGAGUAAGAAAUAACUCAAUCUGUUUAAAUUUUAGUCUUUAGAAGGGUCUCAAUACAAAAUACGUAUUUAGCACGUAUUUAGCAGUGAUGCCCUGCGAGUCGUGUCACGUACAAUUUACGGUGUUCCGUCGUAAACGAAUAUGUGCGGAUUGCAAGCGAUUUUACUGCAGUAAUUGCUUAUCGACGGCCAAACGUCGGACCAGCAACAAUGUACAGAUUUCUUCGGGAGUGCAGUUGUGCAGACGAUGUGUUAUUUUCGCUAAGCGACCUCUCCUCCGCACGGAUUUGUUACAGCUAAAGCCCAAGGAUCUGAUUUUUUAUCUGCAAUCGAAACAUGUUUCAACAACUGGUUGUGUUGAAAAGGACGAGUUGGUAGGGUUGGUGCUGACGCAUGUACAACAAAUUGAUGCAGCCGCCGGUGCUUCGGAAAAUGGUAGUUCUCGUAGCUACUCCGACGCAUCAGCAAAUUCAUUUGACAGUUUGAAACAGACGUGCCAAAACUUUUUUACAAGUAUUACUGAAAACAUAAAUGAUUCUCUAAAUUCCUUUGAUAAUAAAGGUUCACCGAAAGGAUCAGGUGAUACAAGAGAUCGAACGCGAUCGGAACGAAGUUCAACUGACAGUACAACGACACACAUUUUUGAUCAACCAAGAGUUUCAACCAGAGAAAUUCCCACUUACGCUAGUUUUCAGCAACAAUCUUAUAAUAACCCUAACACGGAACAAUCAACAAUAACAACAUCAUCACCAUUACUCACUAUUCCACUAUCAACAGUGACAACAAAUGCGUCACAUAUAUCACCAACGUUGGUGACUAGCAGCUCUUCUUCGGUAACCACCAAGGGUAGUAGUCAAUCUUCUGUAAGCCCUGAAAUUAGUAUAAGCUCAAUUGAUCGUGGUGAGACGGAAGAGCAUCCACUUGCCUCAACUUCAAACAGCCAACGUGCUGGAUUGACUCGUCAGGAAGCUGGUGAAGAAAAUUCUGAUUGUGAAUGCUCAGAUGAUGAGCUAAUGGCCACAUUUGGUGGUCUUUCAUUGGCGCGUAAUAACGAAGUGGAGUUAUCAAAAAAGGAUUCACAUAAAAAUACUGAACCAGAUGAAAACGUUGGUACCAAAUCAAGGACCAGUGCUGACAUAAAUUGUGCUGAGAUGUCUUCGCAAUCGUCGUUUGAAGAGCUGGGAGCAAUUGGCGGUAUAUCAGAUGAGAGUAAAGCAACCACUGACACUAACAGUAGUAACAUGGAGCAAUGGCAAAUCCUUGAAACUACCAUGUUGCAAACUGCCGAAAAUCCCGUUGUCGAACAAUCCACAUUGUUGGCUUGCAAUAUCACUGACACCCCAUCGACCAGUAAUAUUGAUAAUAAUGAUGCAAUAACAACGAAUAUGCCAAAUGAUUUACAAGUGGCAUUACCAUUUUUGCAGCAGGACCAGGCACAAUCCCUUGUACCAUUGGUGCCACAACGCGUAAAGAAAGUAACCCGUCGCCGUUCAGAUAGCUAUCUGAAUAGACAACGUCAACAGCACACUAGCGAGGACGAUUCUCCAACUGAUAACUUUGCACUUAAUGCGGAUAUGACUUUGCAUGAACACGAUGCUGAGUUAGGUAAUAAUGCACUUGAGACUGAUGAAGAUAAAAAAGUUGCCGCUACCAAACGUGCGGGUAGUUGCCAAAGAUGUGGAAAACACAAGGCAACGUUGCGUAAACAAGUAGAAAAGAUGCGUCGUCAUCUGGAAAGUGCUCAACUAUCGGAAGCAGAUAUAAAAAAAGAGCUUCAAGAUUUUCUCAGUUACCUCGAACAGCGCAGUAAGUCGAUGGAGUGUUCAGAUACAGAAACGAUGGGAUCGUCGUUGAGUGGUAGAAAUUUAGCGCAAUCGCCAGAGCAUCGGCAAUCGCAAGCACAACAACCCAAUUUCUGGGACGGCGCUGGUAUGCCUCACUGGGAAUAUCAGCUUGACGAUAAUGAGGGCAUUCAUGUAUAUGCUGGUCCCACUUCAGAGCCGAACGAUUUUAAUGCUCAAUCGGCACGUUUUAUAAAUCUGGACGACUUCGAAAAUGUUGAUGACCUCGAAGCCUUAUCAGUGAAACAACUAAAAGAGAUUUUGAUGUUAAAUCGAGUUGACUAUAAAGGUUGUUGCGAGAAGCAAGAACUGCUUGAUCGUGUUCAACGUCUAUGGAAGAACUUAAAAUCGAUGCCAGCUGUCGACAAGUUGCCUACCGAUGAGCUUUGCAAGAUAUGUAUGGACGCACCAAUCGAAUGUGUCAUACUUGAAUGUGGGCACAUGGCCACUUGCACAAAUUGUGGUAAAGUGCUUAGCGAAUGCCCUAUUUGUCGUCAAUAUAUUGUGCGUGUGGUUCGCUUCUUUCGUGCGUAAUUGUCUUGCGGACCAUACAAAUUGGAAUAAGAGGUUUUGUGAUGGUGUUAAAAAUACUAUCUUUUUACUAUAGUCUCUAAUCUACACCACGUACAUAGAUGAUGUUAUGUUAAUUUAAUUGCAUACAUUUUAAGUAGCCUUGGGUAAAUUCAAUCUACUAAUUGUAGUAAUUUGUGAAUAUAUUAAUAACAAACACGGAAGUAAAGGAGUACAUUCCAACCCCAUCGGAUUAGAAUUCUGAAUCCCCAAACGUAUGCUCCAAAAAUAUUCCCUCUUCCAAAUCUCUUUAAUUGAUGAAAUAGCGUUUUAAGUAUAAAAAUAUGUUGAGUUGUACCUUUUUUUUUGUAAUGAUUGUGUUUUUUUUUUAAUAGAAAUCUUAUAAAAUUUUACUUAAUUCAAUUCAUCUGAUCAUUUUUUUAUAGUUUUGUGUUAAGCUUUCAAAACUUGAAUGUAAAACUCUUGUUGUUUUCUUUAUUAACUACUUCUUGAGUAUAAGGAGGAAGAUAUAUCUAACCCAUAAGUGCAGUCCAAAAUAAAAUAUCGAGUCUUACCAUUGAAUGGCGGUGCACUCGUUGUGAUGUCAAAUACUACGUACUAAUACUUACAAAUAUCCUAUAUCUAUAUAGAUUUUAGUUAGUAUGUAAAAUGUAGUCAGUCAGCAUCUUGUAAACAUAACUUUUCUGCAACGUUUAUGUAUAAAUGUACAUAUACAUAUAUACAGAUUAUUCGAAAUUGUUAAAGUACAACGUUUUUUGUUUUUAUGUAAUUAAUAUUACUAAUUAAACACAUUCCCAAAGGGUCCAGUAUAUGCAAUAUAAAAACAGUACCAUGCAAUGCAAUAAAUAUUACUUAAAAAAAGCAAAAACAAAUGUACAUGUAGAUAUCUUAUUGUAAAGGUAAUAUAAUAUGAGAAAUACGUAGAUACAUACAAUAAAUACAUAUAACUGGAUUAUAUUAUAACAAAGAUGUAUUGACAUUGUUAAGAUCGCACACAGUUGUGAUGAAACCUCUAGUAAUCGUCAUCAUAUCCCAUAUCGAGAUUGAUAGAAACAUUAUCAACAUAUUUGUUAUGAGUAACUCUACCAUUCUUGUCCAAUAUGUAGUAAACCUAGCGCACAACUUAAUAGUAGUACCUUUUCGAAUUGUGAUAGUUUCCUGCUACUAUUGACUGAAGUUGAAACCCUAACCAAUGUUGUUAUUGUCAUUGCUGUCAAUUAUUGUUUGGCGGGCAUAGUUUGAUUAUUUUGUUCGAUCUGAAUUAAAUUGUGGAAAAGUGAAAAUGGCUUGUCAAGUAUUUAAUGCUUACGAAGGUUGCGUAGAAGAGAUGGCAAACCAGCGCCCAUCGCUACAAGACAUCGAUAUAGAGAUAUUUUCUGAGAAUUCACCCAAAGCGAGAUCUUUAAUUGAAAUUUCAGGUGCGUCUGAGUCGGGCAAGAGUGUGCUUCUGUGGCGCCUAAUGGCUCGUUGUCUUACACCAACCUAUUUUGGGGGUCGGAAUUGUGAUUUAAUUUUUAUUGAUUUAAGACAUAAAUUUGAUGCUGAAAUCUUUGAAGAGCAAAUUAUACGUUUGGUUGCUGCCUCUGGUGAACAGCAUACUACAGCUGAAUUACGGGUGAUGGUUGAGAAAUGUUUUGAUUCUCUACAUUUAUUAAACUGCUAUAAUUCAAAACAUUUUAAAGCAGCUUUAGAAAUAGUUGAUGGGCUUCUCGUGAAGCAUUCAGAUUGCUCACUGGUUGUCAUUGAUGGUUUAGAUGCUUUCUAUUGGUUGGACACUUAUGAGCGUAGAAUUCGUAUGCAAACACACUAUGUGCGUAAUGUAGAACGUCUUCGCAGGUUAUGCGACCGUCAUGGUGUUUGCUGCGCCUACACUAUUAAUACGAACUAUUUGGGCGCAAAGAAAUUAAAGGGUGUUGAUGAUAUUUUUGGGCGAACAUCCAUGCAGACAAGUGUAAAAGUUGAAUACAAAUUGCAACUGCAACUUGCUAGCAAUGGUGAACGUACAAUUAAUGGAAUGGCAGUAGAGAUAAGAGACAAUUCCUUCUAUGUUGUUGAGAAGCAGUAAUCAAUUAUAUGUCCACCCCAUCACUGCAUGUGUGACAAAGUGUGAUUAGCGGUUAUUAAUAAAUACAUAAGCAUGUACAUAUGUAUGUAUGUACAUACCAUAAACCGUUCUUCAAAUGGACCAGUCUAUCUUGUUUCCAAUAUGUACACGGAACUGUUAUAUUAUGUAAAAGUACACUUCAGCCGUGUCCAUUAUUUUUACCAUACUCAGCAUACCAACAAUAAACACACCAAACACGAGCAGACAGCAUGAUAAUCACGUCUAGAAUUUCGCAGCAACAACAAAAUUGGAGUACCAACAAAACUUCGGUCUGUUUAGGUGCGAUAAUAUAUUUUUGACAUUCAAGUUUUUAAGCAAAUAAACCAAUAAACUACCUCAUGGUUGGCAUGUACAAGUGUGGUUAUUUUUGUUAUAAAUCGCAUACAAAUAAAAACAAAUUAAAGGAAAUAGCUGUAUUCAGGUGCAGUUAUCCUUAUUAAUUAAUUAUUUUCUGUUUAAGUAUUAUUUUAUUUGUACCAGAUUUAAAAUUGUAUGUAUAGUAUUAAAUAAUUAAUUAAAUUAAUUGCUUUAAUGUCAGAACAGUUCUAUGUAUGCAUAUCGUCAUAACAUAUCUACAUAUCGUCAUCUAAAAUGCAAAAUAAUGUAAUAUCACUUUUCAUAAGUUUACAGGAGAAGGAAAAAACAAUAUAAAGUAGAAAAUACGCAUAUUGAAACCAAUUUUGAAUGAAUUACAACUUUUUUAUGUCUAAAGUUUCUAAAUAAAACUGUAUAUUAAAUUAUAUAAAAAAAAUCUGAAGUUUAAAAUAAACAUAAUACAGCGAAUCGUAAUCAAUUAAAAAACUCAAUUUAAAUUUUUUGAUGAAACGUUGUUUUGCAUUUUAGGUGAUGUUGUUGUUGUUGUUGUAGCGGCAGAAUUCUGCCGAAUUGACAUUUUAGGUGAUAAUAUAUUAUUAUAAAUACUUUAAAAGUAAAAGCAGAGCGUGACACAUCUGACUGUGAAACAAUACAAUUGUUACUUAAUAAUUAAGCUUGUAUUUACAUUUUAUAGUAAAUAAAUUUACAGCCAGAUGACUAUAUUCUGAGCGUAUUGUUUUUGAAAAGUA